This is a messenger RNA of Phoenix dactylifera (date palm), 1157 nucleotides long. NCBI's taxonomy places the organism in Eukaryota, Viridiplantae, Streptophyta, Magnoliopsida, Arecales, Arecaceae. The record is from RefSeq and is a predicted model, not a curated record.
AGCCUACAAAACUAGAAUCCGAAGCCUCCAGGCUUCAUCCAGGAACCCUCCAUAUAAGCGCCUGUCCACAGGGCUUAAAUGAGCCUCCCAUCGAUCUCAAGGGCUUCAGGUUAGAACCGAAGCAUAUAGGAGAACAAUAGUAGCCAACGUAUAGCUUUUUGGUGGCCAAGAUUCGGCCUCAGGCAUGGCUGAGCACCAGAGAAUUCAUCCGGAGGACGUCGAAGCCCCACCUCCAUCAGCUCCCCCAGCACCAGGCAACUUCUCGCAGUCCGCCAAGCGCGACGCUGGCGAUCAACGAGCUCCAUUGCCGCAAGGCACCACCAUCCCGGUAGCCCAUGCAAAACCAACCAAGAAGAAGAGGAGCUGCUGCUGCAGGUGUUUGUGCUGGACCAUCCUCACCAUCAUCGUCCUCAUCAUCCUUGUUGCAGCCACUGCUGGAAUUCUGUACCUCAUCUUCGAUCCUAAGAUACCGAAGUACUCGGUCGACCGCCUCAGCAUCUCAGCAUUUGAUGUGGACAAUAACAUGACUGUGAGGGCCGGCUUCGACGUGACUGUCACUGCGAGGAAUCCAAACAAGAAGAUUGGCAUCUACUAUGAGGAUGGGAGCUAUCUGAGCGUGUGGUAUACGGAUAGCAGCCUGUGCAAUGGGAGCUUCCCAGAGUUCUAUCAGGGCCACCGGAACACGACGGUGCUGAAUGUCACGCUCACCGGAGAGACCCAGCUGGGGAGCGAGAUCCUUACAGAGUUGCAGCAGCAGCAGCAGACCGGGACGAUACCGCUGCUAUUUAAAGGUGAUGUGCCGGUGAGGGUGAAGUUUGGAAGCCUCAAGCUGUGGAAGAUGACCUUCAGAGUCAGGUGCAAUCUGGUGGUGAAUAGUUUGAGUGCGAGCAAUAAGAUUAGCAUCAAAUCAAGCAGCUGCAAGUUUAAGUUGAAGCUUUGAUCUCAUUUACUUCUUCCAUUUUUUAGCUGAGGAGGUGCUAUUUCCAUAUAGAAGGCUCAGUUAUUCUUCGCGUUCUUUUUUACGGUUUUAUUUUUCUUUUUCACAAGAGAUAGGGAGGUUGUCUGCAGGCAUGCACCCUACCUCGUAUAGCUGGAUUUGUAUUGAUUUAUUUAGAAUAUACUAGUAAAAUAAUGAUAUAUAUUUUUCUAUUGUGCCA